Molecule: messenger RNA, 1867 nt
Organism: Coccinella septempunctata (seven-spotted ladybird)
Lineage: Eukaryota; Metazoa; Arthropoda; Insecta; Coleoptera; Coccinellidae
Exons: 5
Coding region: 304-1773 (489 amino acids)
Source: RefSeq, a predicted model, not a curated record
AUCAGUCAGUCGGUUCAAAUAUCUCUUCGGAUAAGAACUGAGGUAAAUCAAGAAAGGAAAGUGAUCCCCACUAGUACCUUCCACACACAAGUGGCGUUGAAAUUACACAAUUCGUAAUCUGAAGAAAACGGGAAGCAAGAACUCCAGUUGAUUUCUUCAGUUUAUCACAUUCGGGCGGUUUGUGAGAGCUUUCCCAGCUCAAGUUGGUGCCAACUCGUUAUUGGAUUGUUUUGACUUGAAUGAUGAAAUCUGCCAAACUGUCGAUUUGACGCCGAGAUAAUACAAAGUGAAAUUUUAGAAAAGAUGUUGCUACAAGUCACCUCACUCGUUUUGGCGGUUGUUUUCCACCUAGCCAACUGUAUUCAGCAGGACGACUGGCAGCCCUUCCAGCCAAUAUCACAGAGCUAUGGCGGUAUUUCAGCUCAAGAUUACCAGCAGCAAGCCCCUGGUGGCCAAUGUGAAAUAUUCAAGGUCGGUUUCACGCAGGACCUUUAUUUCCAGUAUGUUCAGUACAAAACCGAGAUGCCAGAUUUGAAGGAAUUCACCCUCUGUUUCUGGAGUAAAUUCACGAAUCACUCCAACGAUCACCCAUUGUUCUCCUACGCAGUUGACGGACAACCACGUGCCAUAUACUCCUGGAUAGCCAACACGGAGCGAUCCAGCUACUUCAGUAUGUCCGUGGAGGGUCAUACAUUCUACCGUCUGAAUUAUCCACUCAGGCUGAACAAAUGGUAUCACACUUGCCAGAGUUGGAACGGCAAGACCGGAGAAUGGCAAAUAUGGGUGAAUGCGGAGAGAGUGGGACGUGGAUUCCACAAUAGGUUGGUAGGAAGCAAAAUACCAGGAGGUGGAAUUGCAAUCAGUGGACAGGGCCAAACCCAACUCGGAGGAGGCUUCCAAGAAGGUGCUCAAGCUCCAAAAGGAUCUGGAGGGAUGCUGGGAGAGAUCACGAUGGUCCAGCUCUAUAACGUGGCUCUCACAGCCGGUAAGGCACAUAAGGAUCACAAGCACCAUCACGCCCAUCAAUUCGACCACGAUGGAGCUCCGAUAACCACAACGCCAAAACCGACCACACCACCCAGUCAAACCCUUCCUCAGCACCCUCUUCUGACCGGAGGUCAGUUGAACCGUGGACUCAGGCUCAAUUUGGCUGGUGGUCAACAACCACAACUCAUUCCAGUACCCGGCCAAAAUUACAACGCUCAGUACGUCAACGGACAAUUCGUGGAAAGCAUUGUUGCCAAACAGUUCCAGUCAGGAAAAGGACCACAGGCUCAAUAUGUGCAGAUACCACAACAGCAACAGGUACUUUUGCAGUCGUCGCAGUUACAACAGGGAGGACAGCUGUUGUUGCCAACAGAUGGAGGGUCUUACUCCUCCCAGUCGUUGUCCUUCGGAGAUAGUCCAGUGAUUGGUGCCAGCAUCAUCCAUUCCGCGGCCAAACGCGACACCUCACAGAAGAGCAAGAGGGAAAUCAUCCUGGCUGGAGGUACCAUCUUGGACGGCAGUCUUGGAGCUGACGAAAUAUAUUCGCAGAGUCUGCUCGAAGGUUUAGCUGGCAUUGGGGACAACCAACCGAUUCUCAACCUACAGAAACAGAGCGAAGAGAGGGAACCGGCAGAGGCGGAGGUUAAGGCGGUGAUGAACGUGUGUAGUGGAUGUGAGGAGGAACCUUUCGAGAAGGCGCUAGUGUUCGGUUGGAGGACUGUGGCGAAGAAGUUAUAUUCUGGUGCCUUCUACCUUCCCGCAGUUCCGCAGUGCAAGGCGUUCUAGUAUUGUAGCCCAAGAAUUGUGUUGUUGAGUUUUCUAUUUUUAUACGGAUAAUUUAUUGUAGGUUUUUAGUCUAAUUAAUAUACAUUAAACCAAU